Messenger RNA from Caenorhabditis remanei, 366 nucleotides. RefSeq lists its product as uncharacterized. The record is from RefSeq and is a predicted model, not a curated record. The coding region runs from base 1 to 366 and encodes 121 amino acids. The transcript is spliced from 2 exons. NCBI's taxonomy places the organism in Eukaryota, Metazoa, Nematoda, Chromadorea, Rhabditida, Rhabditidae.
AUGGUAUGGAGCGAAAAAUUUCUGGAAUUUCUUCAAAUCUAUCACAGAGUGAGAAUCGAAGCUUGUCGACGCUUUUAUAUCCUCGAGAAUGCAAAGAAGCUCAACGUUCUAAAUGUCAGAAGAUUCUGUGAACGUUUGUUGAUUGAGACUAAUAGUAUCGCACAGCCAUAUACUUUUGAAAAGUUGUGGCUUGCAUCUGAAUUCAAUUACAAUCGCUAUUUGACACUUCUCUUGAAGCAUGUUGAAAGUGGAAAACGUUUGGCAGCUAUUCUAAAGGAUUUGGAUGUUGAGGCAAUGUCAUCUGAAUUCAUGAAACAGUGCACCAAAUAUUUUUUCGAGAACUCUAAAAAUGAUAUUGGAGAGUGA